Messenger RNA from Drosophila miranda, 836 nucleotides. RefSeq names its product HIG1 domain family member 2A, mitochondrial. Lineage: Eukaryota; Metazoa; Arthropoda; Insecta; Diptera; Drosophilidae. The record is from RefSeq and is a predicted model, not a curated record. Gene Ontology annotation, biological process: mitochondrial respirasome assembly. Bases 108 to 422 code for a protein of 104 amino acids. Gene Ontology annotation, cellular component: mitochondrion. The transcript has 2 exons.
GUAGCAAAUGCGUAUCAAAUGUGUAGUAGCCGUGUAGAGUUUGAUAUUGCCUUUAGUUUUUUUGUUUCGACAACACAUUCGCUUUUGCUCUAGAAAGAAUUUGAAAAAUGUCGAGCAAGGCACAAAUUACUCUGCCCGAAGAGGAAUUGGAUUGGAUUCAGCUGCGCCAGGAUCUGGGACCCGUGAUUGAGGUGGAAACCACCAAGGAAAAGCUACAGCGCAAAAUUAAGGAGAACCCGUUGGUUCCGAUUGGAUGCCUGGCCACUACCGCGGCCCUGACAAUGGGCUUGUACAACUUCCGUACUGGCAAUCGAAAGAUGUCCCAAUUGAUGAUGCGCACCCGUAUCGCUGCCCAGGGAUUCACAGUUGCCGCCUUGAUUAUCGGCGUUGUGAUGACUUAUGGCGAAAAGAAAACCCCUUAAUUGCUACAAAAGAUACCAUUAAUACCAUGUAGCUUUAAACUAAAACCUGAAAUUUUAACUUAAAAUGGCAGAUAUAUAUAUUUAUAAAUAGAUAUACAUAUAAUGUAUAAAAUUGAUCAUAAUAUAAUUGUAAAGAUGUGUGGGUAAAUUAUGGCCAAGAGCUAGUUGUAAUAUCUUUUUGUAAAGUAUAUUUAUAACGCGGUUCCUUGGCUGAAUCGACGAUGAAUGCAGUUUUAUGAAAUCUUCGGAAUGGUUAAUUCGAACCCCAGCACAUUCAUUUUUCCUUUCGAAUGCACAAAAAUGUUUUGUCUAAAUUUCUCGUCACUCCUCAAUAACUUGCACCGCUUGCAGGCUGCUUGCAAUAACACUCGUACCUUUAUUAGCUUAUUUUAUUGGGAAUUAAAGAAUCUAAAA